GGGGCGGGACUCCCGGGGAGCCAGCAGCUGGGGCAGGGCUUGGAGAGUGAGCCAGGCGGCGCUGGGAAAGGAGAGCCAGCGGAAGGGAAGUUCGGUCCCGGCGGAGGGGAUUGGAAAGUUUCCAGAGUCAGCUGCCAAGAUGGCGCAAUGGAACCAACUUCAGCAGCUGGACACACGGUAUUUGGAGCAGCUCCACCAACUCUACAGUGACAGCUUUCCAAUGGAAUUGAGGCAGUUCCUUGCACCCUGGAUUGAGAGCCAAGACUGGGCAUAUGCCGCCAGCAAGGAGUCCCAUGCCACACUGGUGUUUCACAACCUCUUGGGAGAAAUUGACCAGCAGUACAGCCGCUUUCUUCAAGAAUCCAACGUUCUCUAUCAGCACAACCUUCGCCGGAUCAAGCAAUUUCUGCAGAGCCGGUACCUGGAAAAGCCAAUGGAGAUUGCCCGCAUUGUGGCCCGUUGCCUCUGGGAAGAGAACCGUCUGCUGCAAACAGCAGCAACAGCGGCUCAGCAAGGUGGACAGGCAAACCAUCCCACAGCUGCAGUUGUGACAGAGAAGCAGCAGAUGCUGGAGCAACACCUUCAAGAUGUGAGGAAGAGGGUGCAGGACCUCGAGCAAAAGAUGAAGGUGGUAGAAAAUCUCCAGGAUGACUUUGACUUCAACUACAAGACUUUGAAGAGUCAAGGAGACAUGCAGGAUCUGAAUGGAAAUAACCAGUCGGUAACCCGACAGAAGAUGCAGCAGCUGGAGCAAAUGCUGACAGCGCUCGAUCAAAUGCGGAGGGGGAUUGUGAGUGAGCUGGCUGGACUUUUGUCUGCUAUGGAGUAUGUACAGAAGACACUGGUGGAUGAGGAACUGGCAGACUGGAAAAGAAGGCAGCAGAUUGCGUGUAUUGGUGGCCCACCCAAUAUCUGCCUCGAUCGCCUGGAGAAUUGGAUAACAUCACUGGCUGAAUCACAACUUCAGACACGUCAACAGAUCAAGAAGCUGGAGGAGCUCCAGCAGAAGGUCUCAUACAAGGGUGACCCCAUCGUACAGCACCGGCCCUUGCUGGAAGAACGCAUUGUGGAAUUGUUCCGUAACCUCAUGAAGAGUGCUUUUGUAGUGGAGCGGCAACCUUGUAUGCCCAUGCAUCCGGAUCGCCCAUUGGUUAUCAAAACAGGGGUACAGUUCACAACAAAAGUGCGAUUGCUGGUUAAGUUUCCAGAGCUCAACUACCAAUUGAAAAUCAAAGUCUGCAUUGACAAGGAUUCUGGCGAAGUGGCUGCCCUUCGAGGAUCCCGAAAGUUUAACAUCCUGGGCACAAACACAAAGGUGAUGAACAUGGAAGAAUCGAACAAUGGUAGCCUCUCCGCAGAAUUCAAGCACUUGACGUUGCGGGAACAAAGAUGCGGUAAUGGGGGAAGAGCAAACUGUGAUGCCUCUCUCAUUGUCACAGAAGAGCUCCAUCUCAUCACCUUUGAGACAGAAGUUUACCACCAAGGGCUGAAGAUUGACCUCGAGACCCACUCACUUCCUGUGGUGGUGAUCUCCAAUAUUUGCCAAAUGCCAAACGCUUGGGCGUCGAUCCUGUGGUACAACAUGCUGACAAACAACCCCAAGAAUGUGAACUUCUUCACCAAACCGCCAAUUGGCACGUGGGACCAGGUUGCAGAGGUGCUUAGCUGGCAGUUCUCCUCAACCACCAAACGAGGACUCAGCAUAGAACAGCUGACGACACUCGCCGAAAAACUCCUUGGGCCAGGCAUAAAUUACUCUGGAUGUCAGAUAACUUGGGCAAAGUUCUGUAAGGAGAACAUGGCAGGCAAAGGCUUCUCUUUCUGGGUCUGGCUGGACAACAUCAUUGACCUGGUGAAGAAGUACAUCCUGGCACUCUGGAACGAGGGGUACAUCAUGGGAUUCAUCAGCAAAGAGCGGGAACGGGCCAUCCUGAGCACAAAACCCCCAGGAACCUUCCUGUUGCGUUUCAGUGAGAGCAGCAAGGAAGGUGGGAUCACCUUCACAUGGGUGGAGAAGGACAUCAGCGGAAAGACCCAAAUCCAAUCAGUGGAGCCAUACACCAAGCAGCAGCUCAACAGCAUGUCCUUUGCCGAGAUUAUCAUGGGUUACAAGAUCAUGGAUGCCACCAACAUCCUCGUGUCCCCUCUUGUUUACUUGUACCCGGAUAUCCCCAAAGAGGAAGCCUUUGGAAAAUACUGUCGCCCUGAGAGCCAGGAACACCCUGAAGCAACCGACCCAGGUACAGGUACUGCUCCAUAUCUCAAGACCAAGUUCAUCUGUGUGACCCCAACAACCUGCAGCAGUACUAUUGAACUGCCCAUGUCUCCCCGCACACUCGAAUCCCUGAUCCCUUUUUGUAGUAAUGGGGAGGGAGCUGAAGGAAAUGCCAGUGGACAAUUUGAGUCAUUGCAAGUCUUCGACAUGGAGAUGGCUGCCGAGUGUGCCAACUCGCCCAUGUGACUGGCCCAAGCAGGGCAUCUGACCAGUCCUGGCUUCCUGGCAUGAAACGUCUCCUUCUCUUGCACCAUUGUGGAGCCCCCCUCACCUUGGCUCUGCUCCAGUGGGAGAUGCUUGAUCCUGGUUUCUCUUGUAGCCACUCGAGUGCCUCCUUUGCUGGUGGCUCGUCGCCUGAGCCUCUUGGCUUGAGGAAGGGCCCUCCCACUUAAUGUUAGUAGGGAUUUACCCCCUUCUCCGCAAAAGUAUUUUUCCUUUUGUAUAAAAGUUAGAUUACGGGGUGUCUUAUUUUGCUAGAUCAAGUGCCUCUUCAUACCCACGCCCUUGGCAGUACUUCUUGGUCUCCUGUCUUCGUUUGCUUGCAUGCUGCAAAAGGCUUAUUCCUCCAGCUGAUAGUCACAAACAGAUGUUUUCUCAGUAUUCAAGCAAAAGAUUGUGCUAAAGAGACAGGCAGAAUGCUCUCUGCUGAGCAUAGGAUGGGGAUGGGCAAUAAAUAGGAUUGCUUCUUUAAAAAUAAGUGCAAUUUUGUUUCGUACAUUGUUGAUUUUUAAUUUUUCUCAAACAAAUACAAACCUAAGACAACAGCCCUACAAAGUGAGGUGACUAUGAGUCCCCAGAGUCUACAUUGGCUUGGUCACUUUGGACUUUGAAGCUGGUGCGUCACUAGUAUUUGGAAGUGUAUAUUUUUCAAACCUUUUAGCAACUUGAGCCAUAUUGAUGGGUACCAGUGGCCAAAAGAAGGAUGCUCAGGUUCAUAACCAUGUAAUACAAAAGUGAAUGAGUAAUAUCCCCAGGAUUGACAAGUAUAUUCAUGGCAGAACUAUGUUUGGAGUCCAAGCCAUUCAGCAGAAAGUCCAAAUUUCCCUGUAAUCUUUCUCUCUGUUGUCCCUCUGUCUCUCUUUCUCUUUUUGUCUCUUAUGCAAAGUUUCAAAUCUGGGGGGCUCUCAUACCCUUAAGGCUUUGAGUCCAGAUAGUGCAACAAGAAUGAAAUAUUAGAGCUUGAUGGCUGGCAGAUGAGUUGUCGGCAAUUAAUUUUUGUUAUUAUUUAUUUGCACUUUUAUGUUGCCCUACCAAGAAACGUAGGACAGCAUGCCUGUUUUUUCCUUCCUACUUCCCUCCCAAAUCCAGGCAUGAAUUCUGAUUUAUUCUCACAACAGCCUUGUGAAACAGUUUCAGCAACAGUGAGUGGCCCAUGGUUGUCACAUGAGCUUUGUGGUCAAGUGGAGACUUGAACCUCCAUCAUUGCUGUAAAUUAGGAGCAAAAGGAGAACAUAUUGAAAAGAUGGUGUCUCUUCCAAUAUUCCAAUGCUUUGUUGCUUGAGCUAGCCCAGCCUUUUGCCCAGCAGCCUGUAAAUAUGUUGAAUUACAACUCCCAUAAUCCCCUAGACAGCUGGCUGGGGUUAGAAGAGGUAUAGCCCAAGAUGCCUAGAUAUACCAAACUGGUGAACUUUGGGUUAGCCAAUUCCUUCAUUUUAUAUCCCCAGUUAUACUUGGAGACAUUCUCUGCUCAGUUUUUGUGUUCGGAUCCACAGCGCUCUCUGUUAGCCUGUUUCCAUUAUUUGUGGUUUAGUAGUUGAACUCUAGAUGUAAACAAUGCUGUGAUAUUAGGACUUUCGUAUUAAAAGUAAAGGUAAAGGCUUCCCCUGACAUUAAGUCGUGUCCGACUCUGGAGGGUGGUGCUCAUCUCCAUUUCUAAGCUGAAGAGCCAGCAUUGUCCAUAAACACCUCCUAGGUCAUGUGGCCAGCAUGGCUGCAUGGAGCGCUGUUACCUUCCCGCAGAAGCGGUUCCUAUUGAUCUACUCACAUUUGCAUCCCUAGGAGGCCUGAUGGACAGUGCACAAUAACUAAAGUUUAUUUGUUAGCCCCAGCUUCAGACUGCUAGGUUGGCAGAAGCUGGGGCUAACAGUGGGAGCUCACCCUACUCUCCGGAUUCAAACUGCCAACCUUUCCGUCAGCAAGUUCAGCAGCUCAGCAGUUUAACGCCACCUGGGGGCCUGUUAACACUCUGGUGUUAGGAACAGAGAAUCUGGAUUCUGUUUGUGGUCUUGUUUUAGUUGUUGGACUUCGGAUUGUUAUCCCGUAUGUCCAUGGAAGAGAGGGAUAAAGUCAGUUUUUCCUCAGUAUUACUUAGAGGCAUGGGCCACGGUUGCUCAGGGCUUCUGGGAGUUGUAGUGCAGCACACCUGGACAGCACCAGGUGUGGGUAGGCUACUAUAGGGUCACUAGCUAGUAUACAGUUGCACUGGUUGCUUCUAACCAAAUAGCUUAUUUAUGCCAAAUUCCAUUUUGCAUCGUUUGUCUCUUUGCUCCUUCCGACAUCAUUUUCCUGUUUCUGUAUAGCUAACUGCUCUCUAGGAAUAUAACAAUUUAAUUUGUUUUGUAUAUUUUAUUGCUGUAUCUACAGGCUCCCACUUUCUCUUAAAUAAAGUCUAAUAUCAUAUUUCUCUG
This is a messenger RNA of Anolis sagrei ordinatus, 4902 nucleotides long. Lineage: Eukaryota; Metazoa; Chordata; Lepidosauria; Squamata; Anolidae. The record is from RefSeq and is a predicted model, not a curated record.